AAGGAGGAGCCGCACACUGAGAGAAGAGAAGUUGAAGGGGUUUCCUGAAACUCUGAAAGCAAACGAUCACACAGCACGAAGGAGAAAACACACAUCGGCCAGUCAUGGACACUGUGAAGGAUGUUCUGAGUGUUGCGCAAGCCAUCUAUGCUCAGUGCGAGCAGGUGAAAUGCUGUAAGUGCCAAAGCCGGCGCCUUGUGGAGCGCAUUCAUAUUCUGAUGUGGCCCAUCGAAACCUUCCAGGCCCAGCCCACCAAAACAGUCUCACCCCAGCUGGAAGACAUGCUGCAAAAACUGUUGAGCUCCCUGGAGAAGGCCAAGAGGCUGCUGGUGAAAUACAGCCGCAAGAACUGGCUGCAGAAAUUCCUAAAAGCGAGUGAAAUAUUGGAAGAGUUUUCAAGUGUGAACGAGCAUCUCAGUGAUGCCGCUGAAGGGCUAUCGCUGCUACUGCAAGUGGAGCAAACUUUCAAAGAAAGUUUUCAGAGAGACGUCCUGCAUCGGGAGAACGACCAAGACUUUGAGGCUGACAGGAUGUCCUGGGAGGAGAUGCUCAAAAACAGUAAGGAAGUCAGGGAUGGCGUAGAAAACAUCUGGUAUGGAGUAACACAAAUGCAGAGCAAACUGGAAGAAGUUUUGCAAAAAUUGGAUAAAAGACCCAAAUCUACGAUAAUGGAUGUGGAAAUAACUGAGAUAGAAAAGAGGUUUCUCACGAAGUGGACCUUUUUGAAGGAGUUUGAAAGCCACGUGCUGUACAAAGGAGAGUACCACAAGUCCUCCGUGGCUAUCAAAGUCUUCAAAACCCCGGUGAUCACCAGCACACAGAAAGUGAGGGAUGUGUUCAGAAAGGAGAUCAAAGCCAUGAAAAGAUUUGAGUCCCCCCACAUCCUUCGUCUGUAUGGCAUCUGCAUAGACGAGAGCGGUUCAAGACCCGAAUUCUCCAUUGUCACAGAAUAUUGUGAGAAAGGCACCCUGUGGGACGUAUUGAAGAACGAACCAGAUAUACCCUGGAAGAUUCGCAUUCAGAUGGCACUUCAUGCUGCUAUCGGCUUGUACAGGUUGCACCAGACUGGGGACAAAUCUCAGCUGCACGGCUGUAUCAACAGCAGCAAGUUCCUGGUUGCCGAAGGCUACAAUGUAAAACUAUCAGGAUUCGAACUGUCUCGAACAGAGUCAUCUUUCCGACAGAAACACAAGGAGAAAAAACAGAAAGAAGUCUCUCCUUCAGCCUACGUCUCCCCUCAGGGCCUGGCAUCAGUGAACCAUAUAUAUGAUGCGCCAAGUGAAAUCUAUAGCUUUGGGGUUGUGCUUUGGGAGAUCAUAACUGGCAAGAUCCCUUUUAAAGGCUGUACUUCACAGGAGAUCUAUCAGAAAGUGUAUAAGGAAGGCUACCAAGAACCUCUAGGAGAAGAUUGCCCCUCUGACCUGCAGGAGGUCAUCAACCAGUGCCGGAACUUCCAGCCUUCUAAGCGCCCAACAGCUGAAGCAAUUGUGGAUUCUCUCUGGACUAUCUCUUCCACUACAACUGACAUAUUGAUGUCAUGAAAAGACAAGCUGCGAUGUUCCAGCAGAAAACGAGAACUUCUCUGAAAAAACUAUGGAACCGUGUUGCUGACCUAGUUUUUGUUUUGUAAUAAUGUUGCCAUCUCAUGGUUGGAAAAUUCCUGGAGAUCUGGGGAAGGGAGUUCAAUAGGGUUGUACUGCCAUAGAGUCCAUCCUGUAAAACUGCCUGUUACACCCCCCUUUCUUUCUCCGUUAGAUUUUGCCUUUAAUCCUCUUCUUACACCCUCUGGGUAGAUUGCUGCCACCAGGAAUUAUAUUCCAAACUAAUUAAUUUAAAUUUCCCCUUCAAUAACAUGCCCAAGCAUCAGGCUCCUUCGUGGGACUAUGUGGCCCUGAGGAUAGGAAUGGGAUAUAUAGGAAUUACAGACACCCUGCGAUGAAAACAAACAAAAUAAACUUUUAUUUUUACAAGAAGCA
Messenger RNA from Eublepharis macularius, 1976 nucleotides. It is a transcript of the gene MLKL, whose product is annotated as mixed lineage kinase domain like pseudokinase. Lineage: Eukaryota; Metazoa; Chordata; Lepidosauria; Squamata; Eublepharidae. The transcript is spliced from 11 exons. The record is from RefSeq and is a predicted model, not a curated record. Bases 105 to 1541 code for a protein of 478 amino acids. Gene Ontology annotation, molecular function: ATP binding; protein kinase activity. Gene Ontology annotation, biological process: protein phosphorylation; cell surface receptor signaling pathway.